Messenger RNA from Vidua chalybeata, 5284 nucleotides. It is a transcript of the gene JAK1, whose product is annotated as Janus kinase 1. The coding region runs from base 695 to 4141 and encodes 1148 amino acids. NCBI's taxonomy places the organism in Eukaryota, Metazoa, Chordata, Aves, Passeriformes, Viduidae. Gene Ontology annotation, cellular component: cytosol; membrane; cytoskeleton. The transcript is spliced from 25 exons. Gene Ontology annotation, molecular function: cytokine receptor binding; ATP binding; non-membrane spanning protein tyrosine kinase activity. The record is from RefSeq and is a predicted model, not a curated record. Gene Ontology annotation, biological process: tyrosine phosphorylation of STAT protein; intracellular signal transduction; hemopoiesis.
GCUGCUGGGCUACAGCAAAUGUAGCAAAUCAUAGUCAGGAACUUGAGUUUUUACCAAAUAUUAUUCUCUCCCAAAUAUCCUAAUAGUUUAAUGGCCAAACUGAUUUGCAACCCACCUUUAGACUUCCCUCUCCCUAUUUCAUAAUUCUUUGUGAUACCAGAAGUUUUUGAGGGCUCUGUCUGUGUGUGAGGAAAAUAAUUCCUCACCUGGCUUCCCUUGGCCAACCAUGGGUGGGUCAGGAUUUUAAAUAAGCAGGAAAAGCCUUUGCCUGGGGGAGUGGGAUCUCAAGAAAGGCCGUCCUGCAUUCCCAAAAAUAUUUUGGAGGGUGCAUCACAAAGAGCUGCUUCCACUGGGAGAAGGAGAAAUGAAGUGAAAUGAAAAUAUGCCUGAAAAAAAAGCAAAUGCAGCAGGGACUGAGCACAUCCCUUGGAGUAGAGAAGAGGCCAAAAAAAAAAGACACAAAGAACAAUUUGUGAAGCUCUGAGACAGUGGCAAAGGAUAAAAAUCACUUUUCAGAGAGGAAGCAUUUGCCUGUGUAGGUGUGGAGAAGGAUGCUCAGACAGAGCAGGAAUUUGUCUGGCUGGAAGGAGCCUUUCUGGAAGAUGAAAAUGCAUUUUUAAAAGUCAGAGUGAAGCUUCUCCUGGGGAGAGUGAAGACCCAUUUCAGUUGUGUAGAGGAUCCCACAGGCACAUAAAUGCAGUAUCUCAACGUAAAAGAAGAUUGCAAAGCCAUGGCUUUCUGUGCAAAAAUGAGGAGCACCAGGAAAAAUGAGCUCAACCUGGAAGCUCAACACCAGGGGCUGGAAAUCCUCUUCUACCUGCAGGACAAAGCCCCCAUCUGUUACUCCAGCGGCGAGUUCACCUCGGAGGAGCUGUGCAUUGAGGCUGCCCAGAGGUGUUCUGUGUCCCCUCUGUGCCACAACCUCUUUGCUCUGUAUGAUGAGAACAAAAAGCUCUGGUAUGCACCAAACCAGGUCUUCAAGGUGGAGGAAAAAUCAUCCUUCAGGCUCCAUUAUCGCAUGAGAUACUAUUUCACCAACUGGCACGGGACCAGCGAGAGCGAGCCCUCGGUGUGGAGGCACUGCCCCAGGAGGGCCAAGGCCUAUGACAAGAAGCUGGCCCCAGAGGGGACCCCCAUCCUGGAUGCUGAUUCCCUGGAAUACAUCUUCGCCCAGGGCCAGUAUGACCUAGUGAAGGGCCUGGCACCCAUCCGAGACCCCAAAAACGACCAGGAGGUCCAUGAGAUUGAGAAUGAGUGUUUGGGCAUGGCUGUCCUGGCCAUCUCCCACGAUGCCAUCAAGAAAAACAUGAAACUGCCAGAGCUUCCCAAGGACAUCAGUUACAAGCAUUAUAUCCCUGAGACUCUGAACAGGACCAUCAGGCAGAGGAAUUUCUUGACCAGGAUUCGGAUCAAUAACGUUUUCAAGCAUUUCCUGAAGGAGUUCAACAACAAAACCAUCUGCAACAACAGCGUCUCCCCGCGGGACCUGAAGGUGAAAUAUUUAUCCACCAUGGAGAUCCUGACCAAAUAUUACGGGGCAGAGAUCUUUGAGACCUCGUUUUUGCUGAUUUCUGCUGAGAAUGAGAUGAAUAAAUUCAAUUGUGGAGACAACGAGAAGUACGAAGUGAUGGUGACGGGCAACAACGGCAUCCAGUGGAGGCUCAAGCCAAGUCCUGUCCCGACAGAGAAAGAGAAGAAGAAAAAAUCCGACGGCAAAAGCAAAAAGGGGGAAGAGAAGCACAGACUUGGGGAGACGUGGAACAGCUUCUCCUAUUUCCCUGAGAUCACGCACGUGGUCAUCAGGGAGUGCACGGUCAGCAUCAACAAGCAGGACAACAAGAGGAUGGAGCUGAAGCUGGGCUCGCACGCCGAGGCGCUGUCCUUCACCUCGCUGGUUGAUGGCUACUUCAGGCUCACGGCAGAUGCCCACCACUACCUGUGCACAGAUGUGGCUCCUCCUCUCAUCCAGCACAACAUCAGGAACGGCUGCCACGGGCCCAUCUGCACGGAAUAUGCCAUCAACAAGCUGAGGCAGGAGGGCAACGAGGUGGGGAUGUACGUGCUGAGGUGGAGCUGCACCAACUUCAACCACAUCCUCAUGACUGUGACGUGCCUGGAAGGCUCAGAGGUGAUGAAUAACUCAUGCCCCUACAAGAACUUCCAGAUCGAGGUGAAGAAAGGGGGCUACUUCCUCCAUGGCUCCAACAAAUCCUUUGCAUCCUUGAAAGACCUCAUGGAUCACCUGAAGGGACAAAUCCUGCGCACGGACAACAUCAGCUUCACCCUCAAGAGGUGCUGCCAGCCCAGACCCAGAGAAAUCUCCAACUUGCUGGUGGCAACCAAGAAGGCCCAGGAGUGGCAGCCAGUGUAUCCCAUGGGGCAGCUGAGCUUCCACCGGAUCCGCAAGGAGGAGAUCGUGCAGGGAGAACACCUGGGAAGAGGGACCAGGACCCAGAUUUACUCAGGGAUGCUCAGCCUCAAGGAUGACGAGAACGAAGGGUAUCAGAACGAAAGGGAGAUCCGAGUCCUGCUCAAAGUCCUGGACCCCAGCCACAGAGACAUUUCCUUGGCAUUCUUCGAGACAGCCAGCAUGAUGAGACAGGUGUCCCACAAACACAUCGUGCUCCUGCACGGCGUCUGCGUCCGGGACCUGGAGAAUAUCAUGGUUGAAGAGUUUGUUGAAUGUGGACCUCUGGAUCUGUUCAUGCAUAAGAAAAGUGAAGUUCUCACAACCCCAUGGAAAUUCAAAGUGGCCAAACAACUUGCAAGUGCCCUGAGCUACCUGGAGGACAAGGAUUUGGUGCAUGGCAAUGUGUGCACCAAGAACAUCCUGCUGGCCAGAGAGGGCAUUGAUACUGAGUAUGGGCCUUUCAUAAAGCUCAGUGACCCAGGAAUCCCCAUCACGGUGCUGUCCAGGCAAGAGCGCGUUGAGCGGAUCCCCUGGAUUGCACCUGAGUGUGUUGAGGAUUCCAAAAACCUCAGCAUUGCUGCAGACAAGUGGAGUUUUGGUACAACCCUGUGGGAAAUCUGCUAUAAUGGAGAAACUCCACUGAAAGACAAGACCUUAGCAGAGAAGGAGAGGUUCUACGAGGGGCACUUUGUGCUGGCCACGCCAUCCUGCAAGGAGCUGGCAGACCUGAUGAAGCAGUGCAUGAACUAUGACCCCCACCAGAGACCCUUCUUCAGGGCCAUCAUGAGGGACAUCAACAAACUGGAGGAGCAGAAUCCUGAUAUUGUCUCGGAGAAGAAACCCGUCACCGAGGUGGAUCCCACCCUCUUUGAGAAGAGGUUCUUGAAAAGAAUCCGGGAUUUGGGGGAGGGCCACUUUGGCAAGGUGGAACUGUGCAGAUAUGACCCAGAAGGUGACAACACCGGGGAGCAGGUGGCAGUGAAAUCCCUGAAGCCGGAGAGCGGAGGGAAUCACAUCGCUGACCUCAAGAAGGAAAUUGAAAUCCUGAGGAAUCUUUAUCACGACAACAUCGUCAAGUACAAAGGGAUUUGCACAGAAGAUGGAGGAAGUGGGAUUAAACUCAUCAUGGAAUUCCUUCCCUCUGGGAGCCUGAAGGAGUAUCUCCCACGGAACAAGAACAAGAUCAAUCUCAAGCAGCUGCUCAGAUACGCAGUUCAGAUCUGCAAGGGCAUGGACUACCUGGGCUCCUGUCAGUACGUGCACCGUGACCUGGCAGCGAGAAAUGUCCUCGUGGAGAGUGAGAACAGGGUGAAGAUUGGGGACUUUGGGCUCACCAAGGCCAUCGAGACGGAUAAGGAAUAUUACACCGUCAAGGACGACCGCGACAGCCCCGUCUUCUGGUACGCCCCGGAGUGUUUGCUGCAGAGCAAGUUCUACAUCGCCUCCGACGUGUGGUCCUUCGGGGUGACGCUCUACGAGCUCCUCACCUACUGCGACUCCGAGUCCAGCCCCAUGGCAGAAUUCCUGAAGAUGAUCGGCCCCACGCAGGGACAGAUGACGGUGGCGCGGCUCGUGCGGGUCCUGCAGGACGACAAGCGGCUGCCACGGCCACCCACCUGUCCUGAGGAGGUGGAUCAGCUGAUGAGGAAGUGCUGGAUCUACAAACACGACGAACGCACCACCUUCCACAACCUGAUCCAAGGAUUUGAAACAAUUAUGAGUAAAAUGUAAUUAAUGUUUUUUAAUCCUGUCAGGACUUUAAAUGCCCAGCAAACUAUCUAUGCCCAAGGCUAUUCCUUGUUUUUUUUUUACUCCUGUAAUUUGUACUCUGGCUGGGCUGAUGUGGUUAUACAGGAUUCUUUUGCCAACAGAUUGAAGAGUUGGAUUAAAAGAAUUUAAAAUGUUUGGGCGAAAUGAGCUCCAGCUCCCUUUGCUGCUGGUCUUGCAGGGCAAUGUUAUCCUGCUCUGAUUCUGGUUGUGCCACAUUUGCAAUUGCCCUGAUGGAUGAUGUGAGCUGGGAAAACCCCAGUGCAUUUCUCAGCUCAGACCUCAGCCAGUGGCUGUAAGAGGGCUCAGUUAAUAAUUUUAAAGUCAGCUGACAAAAUAUACUUCACAUGCACUUAAAUCCUAGUAACAAACAAAACAACUUUGGCAUAAAAAUAUAGGGGGAGCAAAAUUUUCAGCUCUUUUUAAACCCACCAGGCCCCAGUCCUGAGCUCUUACAGGUAUUUAAAAAAAAAAAAAAAGUGUUCAAAAAGUAUCACCCCAGAAGCAUAGAGGGGUAGGCAGAGUUGUGCAUUUCAGUUAGAAGCCCAAUUUUGGGAUAAAUAAUUUGCUUUUCCUAACUCCACUGCCACAUUCCUCCCCCCCAAGCUCCCAGCCUGGGUGCACCCCUGGAGGGGGUGAAUGUGCAUCCCUGGUGCUGAGGGAUGUGCAGGGAAGGAAUUCAUGGAGCUGGGAAGGAACCCAGUCCAUGCCCAGAACCUGGAGGGGAUUAUCCAAAAGGAAAAAGGCCUGAGCACCCAGGGUGGCCUAGGGAAUGGGAAACCCUCCCAACAAUUUUUUUUAAGAACAUUUUGACUCAGCCCAUGAGUGGUUUAACUGGAACCUUCUGCUGCCAUAAUUUUUCCUUCCACACCUGGAGUUGGAAAAUGCUCUGAAGAGAUACUCAAGUUUUGGCAAUAAUAGAAAGAGGUAUAUAUAUAUAUAUAUAUAUAUAAAUAUAUUAAAAAAAUGGCAAUUAUGAGCUCCAAGGAGGUCAGAUUUAUUUUUACAGUGUUAUUGUUUCUGUAUGUCACUUGGGAAGCUGAAUUUAAUCUGUAAGCACUUUGUUACUCUUUAUACAAACAAGUCUAAUAAAUUUUUUUUUCUCCA